Messenger RNA from Penicillium bovifimosum, 1287 nucleotides. RefSeq names its product rRNA-binding ribosome biosynthesis protein RPF1. Gene Ontology annotation, biological process: maturation of 5.8S rRNA; maturation of LSU-rRNA. The coding region runs from base 1 to 1287 and encodes 428 amino acids. The transcript has a single exon. Lineage: Eukaryota; Fungi; Ascomycota; Eurotiomycetes; Eurotiales; Aspergillaceae. Gene Ontology annotation, molecular function: rRNA primary transcript binding. The record is from RefSeq and is a predicted model, not a curated record. Gene Ontology annotation, cellular component: preribosome, large subunit precursor; nucleolus.
AUGGGUGUCAAAGGCCGAUCAGGACCGCCUCCAGGCGUCAUGGAUGACAUGAAGACCGGCAACAAACUGCGCCGGAAGAUGAACCACGUCAAGCGCAAGAGAGCCAAAGAUGCUGCGCGCCGAGAGGAGCGCUAUGCUUUCAAGAAAGAAGAAGCCAAGAACCCCAAAUUACGAGAAGAACGACUUAGCCGCAAUAUUCCUCUGACCCUCGAGCGCAAACGUACCUGGAACAACCCCGAUAACGACGCCGAAGAGACUGGGCUGGGAUUGAGCGUUGACGUUGAGCGCAUCAAGCGUGCCAAGAAAGAAGAGGAAGACGAGCUCAACCGACCGUUGGAAGAGGGCGAGGAUGACAGUGAUGCCCCAGAGUCAGAUAAUGAGUCCGUCGACAGUAUGCUCGAGUCAGACGUCAGUGAGGACGAAGAUGAAGACAAGGAGGAAAAGAAAGAUGACAGCCGCGGCCGGAAGAAAUCCUUGCCAACUGCGACAGAGCGUGCCACAAGUCCUACCCAGUCAACACGCAGCACAAACCUGAGCCUUGCUCCUGAAGCAUUAGCUGCCAAAUUCCCUACACUCUUCACCGAAGGGCCUCCACCCACCCCGAAAAUCCUUAUCACCACCGGCCUCAACUCUACCCUCCACAACGAAGCUGAGAUCCUUACCGACGUGUUCCCGAACAGCGUGUAUAUCCGACGUAAUGCACACAGAUACUCGCACAAAUUCUCAAUCCGUGAGAUUUCCAAGUUCGCCGCAAACCGCAACUUCACGACGGUCGUCGUGUUGAAUGAAGACCAGAAGAAGCCUUCUGGCCUGACAAUAGUGCACUUGCCAGUCGGCCCGACCUUCCACUUCACCAUCAGCAACUGGGUCGAAGGAAAGCGUCUUCCAGGCCACGGCCGAGCCACCGAACACUGGCCCGAGCUGAUCCUUAACAACUUCCGCACUCCGCUCGGUCUUUUGACUGCGCAUUUGUUCCGCACACUCUUCCCACCUCAGCCGGACUUUGAGGGCCGACAGGUCGUCACUCUGCACAAUCAGCGUGAUUACAUCUUCGUCCGUCGCCACCGCUACGUCUUCCGCGAGAAGCGCGAGACCGAGAAGGCUGUCGUCGGUGCUGACGGCAAAGAAAUGGUGGGUGCUGAGGGUAUCCGCACCGGUCUUCAGGAGUUGGGACCUCGCUUCACAUUGAAGCUGCGUCGUGUUGAUAAGGGUAUCCAGCGUGCCAGUGGACAGGAGUGGGAAUGGAAGGGUGGAUUGGAGAAGACGAGAACUCUAUUCCAGCUGUAA